Messenger RNA from Sitophilus oryzae (rice weevil), 2295 nucleotides. RefSeq lists its product as uncharacterized. The record is from RefSeq and is a predicted model, not a curated record. The coding region runs from base 1 to 2295 and encodes 764 amino acids. Lineage: Eukaryota; Metazoa; Arthropoda; Insecta; Coleoptera; Curculionidae. The transcript has a single exon.
AUGAACAUAAAACUACCUCAAAUCGACCUGCCGCAUUUUAAUGGAACAUACGAGAACUGGUUACCCUUUUAUGAGGGAUUUAAAGCACUUGUUCUUGAUAAUCCGUCACUCAACAAUAUUCAACGCUUAUAUUAUUUACUUUCGGCUUUAAAGAAUGACUCGAUUCAGGUAGUUCGGUCACUAGAAAUCAGCGAUCACAAUUUUGAUAUAGCAUGGCAAUUGCUGAAGGACAGAUAUGAGAACAAACGUGUAAUUGUUCAAAAUCAUAUAAAAGGCAUAUUUGAGCUCCCCGUUAUGAGCAAAGAAAAUCACGGUAUCUUAAGAAAAAUUAUAGACGGUUUUUCUAAACAUCAAAGAGCUUUAAAGUCAUUAGGACAACCAGUCAAUACCUGGGAUACAUUAUUGAUUUAUAUUUUAAGCAAUAAAUUAGAUAAUCAUACAAGACGCGAAUGGGAAGCAUCUUUAAAGUCAGAUCAGCUACCAGAUAUAACUAUAUUUUUAGAUUUUCUUAAAAAUAAAGCUCAGUUGCUCGAAACAUUAGACACUCGUGAAACAAAUAAGGUAGUAGGAGUUAAGUCAGAUAAAUCAUUCAUGCGUUCAUCAAGUCAUUUAGUCACCAAAGCCAAUGAGCAAUUUAGAACUGAUUGUAGGUUUUGCAGAGAUAAUCACAUGAUUUACAAAUGUGAUAAAUUAUUAGCUCUUUCUCCUAAGGCAAGAUAUACGGAAUUAAACAAGUUAAAUAUAUGUUGUAAUUGUUUAAAAUUCGGACAUUCAGUAAAUACAUGUCGAAGUAGUAGUGCUUGUAACCAAUGUCAUAAACGACAUAACACUGUACUGCAUUUCAAUAAUUAUAUUGUCAAAGAAAAAAACGUUACAGAAUCACCUACAUCAAAUUGCACAGAAUUAUCUACAGUUCAACCAACACAUUCCAGUGUUCACAUAUCACAAGAAGGUCAGGUUCUAUCAAAUGCAGAAGAUUCCAUCGUGAACGUGACUUCUCUAGAACAAAAUUUGUUACAUUCCAAAUCAGUAAACGAGCAAGUAUUGUUAUCCACCGUGCAAAUACAUGUUUUUGAUAUAAAUAAUAAGCCUGUCAAAUGUAGAGCAUUAUUAGAUUCAGGUUCUCAAUCGAAUUUUAUGACUCAUGAAUUAUUCAAAGUGCUUAAAUUAGACGCUUUACCGAUUCAAAUACCGGUAACAGGAAUUAAUCAAACAAAGUUAAAUAUUAAUAAAAAAGUUUUUGCCAAAGUUAAGUCAACUGAUAGCUCGUAUAGUUCAAAUCUGUCAUUUUUAAUUUUAAACAAAAUAACAAGUGAGUUACCACAGUAUUAUUUUAGUCCUUCCGAGUUGAACAUUCCAGACAAUAUUGAAAUAUCAGAUCCAGAAUAUAAUAAACCAGGUAAGAUAGACAUGCUGUUAGGCAGCGGAGUUUUCUUUUCUUUACUAUCAUCAGGCAAAAUCGAACUAAAUAAAUAUGGUCUUAUCUUACAACAAACUAAAUUAGGUUGGAUAUUAGCCGGUCCAUUACAAAUUCCCGAGUCAAACUCUUCUGAAAUAGUCUCUUGUUCUAAUGUAGCUUCCAAUUGUCUUUUUACGCAAAAUGAUAAUCUUCUAAACGAACAACUCGAGCGUUUUUGGCAAAUUGAAGAUCUGUCAUCUGAUAAUACAAAGUUAUCAAAUGAAGAACUUGAUUGUGAAAUACAUUUUCGAAAACAUUUUGAACAGGACACUACCGGUCGUUUCACAGUACAACUUCCGUUGAAGAGCAAUCAUACUGAAUUAGGUGAAUCAGUAAGUACAGCAAUCCAGCGUUUAAAGCACCUGGAAAGUAAGUUAGCACGCAAUGAUGACUUACGUAAACAAUAUCAUGAAUUUCUGCGAGUAUAUGAAGACUUAGGACAUAUGUCAAGAGUUAAUAUCGAAUUGGAUAAAUCCAAUGAAAUACAUAAUUAUUUACCACAUCACGCGGUAGUAAAAGAAGAUAGUAGUACUACACGUGUAAGAGUAGUUUUUGAUUCAUCAUCUAAAACGGCAUCAGGGUUGUCUUUGAAUGAUGUGAUGAUGAUAGGUCCUGUUCAGAGGAACUUAUUUGAUAUUUUAAUACACUUACGCAUAUUUAAUGUAGUCAUUACAGCGGACGUUGCAAAAAUGUACCGACAAAUAUUUGUCCAUGAAUCGCAGCGCAAUCUACAAAGAAUUGUAUGGCGCAAAGAACCAUCGGAAGAAAUUAAACAUUAUCAGUUGAAUACAAUUACUUAUGGAACAGCUAGCGCUUUACUGGGAUACAAAAACUGA